Rattus norvegicus (Norway rat) is the source of this 7639-nucleotide messenger RNA. Lineage: Eukaryota; Metazoa; Chordata; Mammalia; Rodentia; Muridae. The record is from RefSeq and is a predicted model, not a curated record.
UUCCCACAGACGGGAGUGGCCAUCCCCACGUCUUCCCUCGGGUCCAGGACUCCGCCCCCUGUACCCUCUCGUCUGGGUAGCUUUGGGACCCCCUGUCUCAGCACAAAGCCACUUCUGUCCCUGGCGUCUGACAGAUUGACUGACAACAAAGCUACUAUGAGUCUCUUAAACUGUGAAAACAGCUGUGCGUCCAGCCAGUCUUCAAGCGACUGCUGUGCUGCCAUGGCCAACUCCUGCAGUGCUGCCAUGAAAGAUGACAGUGUGAGUGGCUGUGUCAGCACGGGGAACCUGUCCAGCUCCUUCAUGGAGGAGAUCCAGGGAUAUGAUGUGGAGUUUGACCCACCUUUGGAAAGCAAGUAUGAGUGCCCCAUCUGCUUGAUGGCUUUACGGGAAGCAGUGCAAACACCAUGUGGCCACAGGUUCUGCAAAGCCUGCAUCACCAAGUCCAUAAGGGAUGCAGGUCACAAGUGCCCAGUUGACAAUGAAAUACUGCUGGAAAAUCAACUGUUUCCUGACAAUUUUGCAAAGCGAGAGAUUCUUUCCCUGACGGUAAAGUGUCCAAAUAAAGGCUGUGUGCAAAAGAUGGAGCUGAGACAUCUCGAGGAUCAUCAAGUACAUUGUGAAUUCGCUCUAGUGAUUUGUCCCCAAUGCCAACGUUUUUUCCAAAAGUGCCAGAUUAAUAAACACAUUAUCGAGGAUUGUCCCAGGAGACAGGUUUCUUGUGUAAACUGUGCUGUGCCCAUGCCGUAUGAAGAGAAAGAGAUCCACGAUCAAAGCUGUCCUCUGGCAAAUAUCAUCUGUGAAUACUGUGGUACAAUCCUCAUAAGAGAACAGAUGCCUAAUCAUUAUGAUCUAGACUGCCCAACAGCUCCAGUCCCCUGCACAUUCAGUGUGUUUGGCUGUCACGAAAAGAUGCAGAGGAAUCACUUGGCACGGCACUUGCAAGAGAACACCCAGUUGCACAUGAGACUGUUGGCCCAGGCUGUUCAUAAUGUUAACCUCUCUUUGCGGCCAUGCGAUGCCUCCUCUCCAUCCCGGGGAUGUCGUCCUGAGGACCCAAAUUAUGAGGAAACGGUCAAACAGUUGGAGGGGCGCCUAGUAAGACAGGACCAUCAAAUCCGGGAGCUGACCGCCAAAAUGGAAACGCAGAGCAUGCAUGUGAGCGAGCUCAAGCGGACCAUUCGAAGCCUCGAGGACAAAGUUGCCGAGAUGGAAGCACAGCAGUGUAAUGGCAUUUACAUUUGGAAGAUUGGCAACUUUGGGAUGCACUUGAAAUCCCAAGAAGAGGAAAGACCUGUGGUCAUUCAUAGCCCUGGAUUCUACACAGGCAGACCUGGGUACAAGCUGUGCAUGCGCCUGCACCUCCAGCUACCGACGGCUCAGCGCUGUGCAAACUACAUUUCCCUCUUUGUCCACACAAUGCAAGGAGAGUAUGACAGCCACCUCCCCUGGCCCUUCCAGGGUACAAUACGCCUCACGAUCCUUGAUCAGUCUGAAGCAGUAAUAAGGCAAAACCACGAAGAGGUCAUGGAUGCUAAGCCAGAACUGCUUGCCUUUCAGCGGCCCACCAUCCCACGGAACCCCAAAGGUUUUGGCUAUGUGACAUUCAUGCACCUGGAAGCCUUAAGACAGGGAACCUUCAUCAAGGAUGAUACGUUAUUAGUGCGCUGUGAAGUCUCUACCCGCUUUGACAUGGGGGGCCUUCGGAAGGAGGGGUUCCAGCCACGGAGUACUGAUGCAGGCGUGUAGCCUCCACUUACCUGUGUUCAAAAACUAGGAGCCAUAUGGAAAAACCGUGCCUUCCGCACCUGGUCCAGUAAACAAACGGUGGGAGAGGUGUAAGGCCAGCAGCAGAUGUCAUCAGCGAGGUCACAUUACACUUCUUACCGUUAACCAAUAUCUGGGGCAAUUCCCAUGGGGACCUCCGUGUCCCCUGUGUCUUCAGAACCUUAACAUUUGAAGGGCCAGACGCUCAUCAAUUUGUCAGGGAACCUCUUCACUGUGCUUCCAUGGGCUUUUUUGUCCAUGUACUUUACUGAAAAAAAAAAAGGCCAGAAUUAAUGUACUGGAGCUCAAUCGUUUAAUACUGGUGCCUUAAACACUUAAAGUGCUUUUAGGGCAUGUAUUAAACGUGAGGAUCACCAUUGCCUGUGCUGCUGCCAGUGGAAAGGUUACUGCUCUGGUGUUGAGUUCUCAUUUAGUUGACCCCUGUGAAUUUCAGAGGCUUUGAACCAUGAUCCCUGGAAAGCUGAAGUUCUCAUGUACUCCCUCCUCCAUUGACCAGGGACUGGUUUAACCCUUACUUAUAAAUAGCACGAAUGUAUUGUCCAUUGAACACCAAGGGUUUCUCCCCUGCCUUCAUUGUUGAAAUAUGCUCUAGGCAGCAUCUUCCCGGUUUGUAAGACUGUGGUCAUGUGGUUGCCAACUGUUCAGUGUGACUGUCAUGUAACCUUUCUUGUCUGUUCAGUAUAGCUUGGUUUCCACAGCCUGUCGCACAUCUUCUGUUGCUUGCAAACACAAAAUCGCCAGCCUAAACAAGUGAUCAGCUCACCAGCCAUUAAAUGGCAUCUCAUGGAUGAUGACAGCAAUUCUUAUAGCCAGGAAACUUCAGCCCUCUUAACUACCUUCCAAUUUAGCUUAGUUGAUUGAAAUAAAACUGAUUUCCUCAAGGGGGCUGGAGAGUUGGCUCAGUGGUUAAGAGCAUUGGCUGUUCUUCCAGAGGACCCCCCUAGUUCCAGGGGAUCUGAUACCCUCAUACAGGCAAAACACCAGUGCACAUAAAAUUAAAUAAAUGGAUGAAUAAAUAAAUAAAUAAAUAAUGAUUUCCUCCAAACGGAACUUAUUGGAACUUGGAAAAUUGCAGGCACCUAAGAGGCGCCGAGGUUGGUGGUCACAGUUGUGUGGAACUCAGCUUGAAUGGUGGUUUUAGUCCAGCUCAGUAGAGAUUCUGAGCGUGUUCUCUGGAAUGUACUAGCAUGGCCGGUGUCCUUAACAGGGAAGGUGACUGUUGUGCUGCUGUGUAUUUGUUAAUGUAUAGUACUUUGGAGUCUAGUUCUCAGGGAGUCCUACGACUAGUUAGAGCCUUUGUAAGGAAGUGGAGGGGAUCCUCUUCUGCUGUUUACACAAGACUGGCUAAGUGUUCUGGUAAUAACAAAGGCGUUUGGAUCUCCAGCUGAAUCAGAGCCCCCAGUGCUCAGACCUGCCCUGCAUCCAUAGGACACUCAGCCCUUGACCCAGGAGCCUGGUUUUCAGUUUGAAACCUUUUCCCCUUCAUUUUUCCCCCUGUUUCCACUCCACCCAUAAAGAUGAGGGGAAGACCUUGUCCCUUAUCAUUAGCACAAGCUCAUCACAGGUCUCUGGUUGGAUCCUGGAAACGUCCCUUAGCUGUGCAGCCCCGAGCCGCUUGUAGCACCUUCUACUAAGGAACCUCUAUUCCUGUAGUAGUGUCCCCGUGGAUAAACAAAUGUGUGUUUGUUUGUGUGUUUGUGUGUUUAAGCAAGCAAUAGUUAUUUCUGUAUUUAUUUAGAAAUUGCCUAAAGAAGAUGUACCCAACUAUGAGGACUUACUUUCUAUAUGUCUUUUUAAUUUUUUUAUGGUAAAUGUCAUCACAGAAUAUCAGCCCCCCUCCCCCUUCUCCAUUUUUUGAAAAAGGAAAUGACAUUUAAGAACUUCCUGAUCAGAUUUCUUUUUUUUACAAUGUCUGUAGUAGGAAGAAUAGUCAUUUCCUGCCUUGGUUUGGACCUUUUUUUUUUCUUUAACUCUAGCAUCUUUUACUCUUUUUUUUUUUUUUUUUUUGCAUAAGUUAACCUGCUCCCAGUUUUAAGUUAUUCCUACCUAUAGGGCAAGUUGAACUAACUGUUUCUAGUGCCCGUGUUGAGAAGCUCAGCACUAAGCCACAGAACACUGACAAUAUUCACUAAAUGGCUUUACCAGUGGAAAAUUGGUGUGACUGUCCUACGACUAACAAAUGUUUCACUCCAGUUUAAUGUCCAUCAGCUAAAAUGCAUCCUAGGUAGUUUUCUAACUUGCAGCAUUUGAUGUUGUUUGUAAUAAGCCAACCGGUUAUUUUAUGACACUCAAUUGGCAUGAAUGCAGAGUAAAAUUAAUCAAGCUGACAUCCAAAGCUAACGCUUAGUAAGGUCAACUGAGGAUCACGUCUUAACCUAGAAAGCUGGUUUCUUCACCACCUCCCCAACUCCUGAAGUCUCUUUGUACCCCUUGACCCAUAAGACUCUAUACACUCCAGAGUGCAUUGGCCGUCUUACCAGUCUAGAGCAUUGCUAUUUUUAAAAUUGUUUCUUCUUAGAAAAAUGCCCAGAUCUUACUAUCAAAGAUUUUUCUCUGAGUCAUACAUUUCCUAUUAGAAAUCAGGCCAGAUGGAGGUUCUAGUUUGGUAAUUGGGUGCUGUCCUUUGGCUAUUACCGUUUCUAGCCAUUCUGCUUUCUUUCCGAGAAUGAAGAGCAGCAAAAGUACAUUGCAGUGCAAGAAGUGUUCUCUCGCCCGAAUAAAAUCAACUGACAGGUGUUGAAUGAUCUCCAACAAUUAAAUUCUGUGACUGGUAUAAAGUGGCAUUUGCACCAAUAUCAAACAAAGUCAGACUAAUGUAAAUUAUGUGUGCAAUUAGAAUAUCUUCUCCUUAGGGAGAAUUGCUUGUUUCUGCUUUAUCUAGAGUUUCCCUUAAUACUCUUGUGACUAGAAAAUGUUUUAAUUAUUAGCUAGGUUAUUCUUACUUAAGACUUUGAAGUGCCUUUUUUCUUUUUUUUUUUUUUCUGUUGUUAACACACUUCUUUUCUGACUCGACUCAAUUUUCUCCAUUGUCUUACCAUAAAAUGUCAUUACAUUUUUUUAUGGAGUGUUUGAUGAUUAGUUUGCUAGCUGCCUUAAGGGAGCGGAUAGGGCACACUCAAGAGUCAUUUGCUUGUUGUCUGUUGGAAGACUCUUUAAAUGUCAGCAUUCCCUGGGUAACUGUCAUUUGUUUCAAAGUUGAGGUGAUUGUGUGUGGAACGGAUGGAUGCUCCCCAAUUCCCAGAAUCCAGAAAAAUGAAACCAGAUGUGAUCAACCUGAAGUUGGGACACUUGGUCACAAGCCUCAAAGUCACUCAAAAAGGACUAAGCUAGUUAUUUCUCUUGUGUGUCCUUUGUGUCCUUGAUGUUUUAAACUGCUCAACUCCACCCCCACCCAAAAAAAAAAAUCCAGGUUAAUAUAAUAAUACAAGAAAACAAUUUUAGUUGAAACCAUUCUGGAACGUGGAGAGGAACUCCUUUUCCUGUCCUGUGUCUCCUCAGCAGAACCCAGCCCUGCGUGACAGAGAAGAAAAGGGUGGCCUGUUGGUCACCUGCCACUCAGAACGUAGCCCACUCUGUCUCCUGAAACCCCAGUUACCUUCAGUGCAGGCUCUGAGGGCAGAGACCCCAUUCUGGGCAGUGCUGAACCCCUGUUCUUAGCAAACUGUACAUGGGCCUGGCCAGUGGUAACAAGACUUAAUGGAAGCCAGUGGAAGCUGGCUGGCGUCUGGGUAGCCUACUUGUCAUGUAAGUCACUUGGUAAAGUGAGAAUGUUCUUUAUUCUGCUCCCCCACCCCCGGAACUUUACUAUAUCAGUUCUCAAACAUGGAAGUCUGUUUAAAGCCUAGUGAACACCAACCACCUUGGAUCUACAGUGACAUUAGGUUUGUUCUGUAGCUUCAUGUCAAUUUAAUGUAAAUUCCAGUUUCUCUUCAAGACUGUUCAAUCUCAGAAUAAUUAAACAACUUGAAGUUGGAUAAAAUUCUCCUUGGAAACUUGUGACAUUUUAUUGUAGUUCAAAUUGUAGCUUCUACUUUAUGCCAACCUAAAAUUUGUGGGAAUGCUAUGAGGAACUAUGAGAAAUAAUCUUAUUUCUUUGUCUACAGGAGUAUUUUUCCAUAAAGGGUUUAUUUGGAAGUUUCUGGUUGUGCAGAAUGUCACUUUCUUACUUGAGUUAAUUCCAUGGGUAAGGGAUAAUUUGGGGGCACACUUUGCUAAUAUAUAUGACUUCAGGACUAUGUUCCCUAGGUACUAAGACAAGUGCUUUGGCAAUAGCUACGAAGUCUGGAGUCAGGAUAGAGAUUGUCAUGAGGGUCUCCGUAGCCUCUAUGGCAGAGUGGAAAUCCUUAGGAGGCAAGAAUGUAGUUCAGUUCAGUGCAACUAAAUAAGUUGUUAUUGCUUCAAAUUUCAGUAGUCUGACCAUGAGUGGUUUAUUUAUUAUUAUAUUGGCAUAUUUAAGCCCAGCUCACCUUGGUGAAAAGUUUUCUCAUGAUAAUUAACUCAAUCCUGUGUAUACAAUAAAGCAUACCUAACUCUCUUUGAGGAGCAAAGUAAGCUCAGAAAAGAUUAGAUAAUGAACACAUCAAAACUUUAUAACAUGUGUGUUGCACCUUCCAUAAUGGGUUCUAUAGACUGACUUAAAAAAAAAAAAAAAGAAAAAAGCUUUGAUAAAAAGGGGGAGGGUGGGGCUGGGGAUUUAGCUCAGUGGUAGAGCGCUUACCUAGGAAGCGCCAGGCCCUGGGUUUGGUCCCCAGCUCCGGAAAAAAAGAACCAAAAAAAAAGGGGGGGGGGAGGGUCAGGCGUGAUCUCCUACCACACAGAUUGCACAAAGGUCCCCAAGCUAGAAUGGUUUUCCUUUCCCAAUCUUCCAGGUGGAUAACAGGUUAUGCAUUCCUUCUCUUGAAAGAACAUCCCUGUACCCUGUAUCCUAACAUUCCAGGUUCCCCUGGUGCUAGUCUGUGAGCGCAAGGACCUCCAUGCUUCCUACAGGUUUUACUGCCGACUGACCACUUACGUUCAAUUUUAUUUCUGAUAGUUUAGCUGCCUGGAAAAUGGGAACUAGGAUUUGAAAUCUAAAUAUUAUGGAGUACUUAACAUUGUUAAUGCUUAGGUCUAUUUUUGGAGGUAUUUAUAGACUUAGGGAGACUGCUUAUAAGUUUAUAACUAUGAAAAACCAUAUAAUAAAAUCUGACUUUUAAAAAAGAUCAAAAUGCAGUGGUCAGAUGGUCACCAGCGUACUGUGCUCAGGCUUCUCCUGCCGUGGAAUUGGGGAGGGGUCUUUCCAAUGCUUCUGGACUUGGAGAAAAUGCACUGUAUUAUGGGAGAUUGUAAAGAUGAGGUGCAAACGGUAAUACUUUUAGGUUUCAAUUGACUAGGUUUGUUUAGAGACAAAUUGAAACAAUUGUCAGAUUCAGUGCCCCACACUCAGCCACACGUGAUGCCAUGCAAAGCAGGCCCUGCCUGACCGCCACCAGCUCCCUGGAGCCAGUGCAGCUGAUGGCAGAACUGACACAGAGGGAAGGUCUGAGGUUCCUAUGCUAAGCAGGCUCUCUGCACUCCAUCUAUUAGAUAUGUGUGACAUCUUUCCAAACCCGGGUCACAAAUGCACCCUCACAUUCAUCUCACAAAGGCACCUGGAGUUCUGACUUUCAAUUGUAUCUUAGCUGUAAAAAUACCACCACGACAACAGGCCUUGAAUUUUUUGAAUAUAGAUACAGACUGGCACUCCUCCCCCUCCUCUCCUUUACUUUCUUGUCAGCUUGUAUAAUGCACAGUAUCUUUACAAAUGGAUACUUAAUUGGAAUGAUGUAUAUGUGCAAAUAUCACAAUGGUUUUAAUAAAGUAACGAGAUUAA